Loa loa (African eye worm) is the source of this 348-nucleotide messenger RNA. RefSeq lists its product as hypothetical. The coding region runs from base 1 to 348 and encodes 115 amino acids. NCBI's taxonomy places the organism in Eukaryota, Metazoa, Nematoda, Chromadorea, Rhabditida, Onchocercidae. The record is from RefSeq and is a predicted model, not a curated record. The transcript is spliced from 3 exons.
AUGUUCAUGGAUUAUCAUUUCGAUAAAAUCUUUAACUAUUUAACUGUUAAUAAAUUACGUGCAACAUAUGCGGCAGAGGACUUAGCAACAAUAUCAUCAGCGAAAUCAUUAACCGAUUUAUAUCCUCAAUCACAACAACAACAACAACAACAACAGCCGCAAUAUAAAUUAGAAAUUGAUAAUAAUGUCAUCGUAACAAAUGAUUCAACAGAUACCGGUAAUACAGUACAACCAUCAACAUUAUUAACUAGUUCUGGUAUCAAUAACGAUCGACGAGUUUUUUUUCAAGACGAAUUACCUGAAUCUACUACAACCCGAUCACUACUACCUACUGAGAAAAAUUAUUGA